Camelina sativa (false flax) is the source of this 984-nucleotide messenger RNA. Its product is annotated as Gag-Pol polyprotein/retrotransposon. Lineage: Eukaryota; Viridiplantae; Streptophyta; Magnoliopsida; Brassicales; Brassicaceae. The record is from RefSeq and is a predicted model, not a curated record.
AUGAAAGAUUACAAGGAUUUAAAAAUCCAACGACUCGAAGCGAUCGUAAAGGACAUCUCGGCCAAGAUACACCGAGCAACAACCACUGCCCCCAACUUGGAGAAGGUGCUCGAAGAGGCUCAACGCUCACCCUUCACGACAAGAAUCUCUAGCGUUCGCGUUUGUUAUAUCAACAAGUUCAAGUUCAUCACGUACAACGGGCUAACCGACCCAAAACUUUUCUUAACAUCGAUGAGUGUUGCAAUCAACCGAGCACACUUUAGUCCUGAAGAAUACGAUGCCGGAUGCUCCAAUUCGAUAGAUAGCUACUACGAGCUCACCGCUGCUUUCCUACAACACCACUCGACCUUUAUGAUAAAGGGGACAUCUAACGCCGAUCAAUGGACGAUGUACCAAGAGGACGACGAAUCGCUCAGAGAGUUCAUGGAACGAUUCAAGAAGGUUGUUUCAAACCUCGCCAUUGCAAACGAUACUGCGAUCUCCGCUCUCCAAAAUGCUCUCGCAUAUGGAUCUCGCUUCAGGAACGAUAUUAUCAUAUACGAGCCUCUGACUCUUGACGACGCACUGCACCAAGCUAGCAAAUACAUCGAGGUGCCUACCUACAGCUUGGCGCCUACCUCAAGCCUUGUGCCUACUUACAGUUUUGCGCCUACCUCAAGCUUGGUGCCUACCUCAAGCUCUCUCACACUUGCCUUCCUCACGCUUGCCAUCCUUGUGCUCGCCUCCCUCGCGCUUGCCACUCUCGUGCUUGCCGCACUCACAGUCGACGCUCUCACGCUCGCCACCCUCUUGUUCGUUGUCCUCAUGGUCGACGUUCUCACGCUCACCGCCCUCAUAGUCGACGCUCUUAUGCUCGCCGCCCUGAUAUUCGACACUCUCACGCUCCCCGUCCUCAAACUUGAUACUCUUGCGCUCGCCUACCUCACACUAAACAUUCUCAUUCUUGGUGGAGACCUCAACUCUCAUUAUUGGUGGAAACCUUAA